CCCAAAAAGGCAUAUAUUUGUUGAAAUGGAGAAAAGCAAAGGCCAUUGCUUGAUCAUGCCGGAUCAGCUUCAAGGCCACAUAAAUCCCAUGCUCCAAUUCUCCAAACGCUUAGCACAAAAGGGAGUCAAAAUCACACUCGCCGUCACACGCUACACCUUCAAAACCAUGCAGGACUUCUCAUGUGGUUCCAUUUCUGUGGAGACUAUCUCCGACGGAUACGACAACGGGUGGCGAGGCGACCUCAAUGACGACCUUCAGGAGUUCGUGGACCGCACGCGACAAGUCGGGACGAAGACAAUGGAGGAGCUCCUGGAGCGGCUGAGGGGAUCCGGCCAGCCAGUCGACUGCGUGGUCUACGGCCCCCUCAUUCCGUGGUGCCUCGAUGUUGCUAAGAAGUUUGGAUUGGUUGGAGUGGCUUUCUUCACUCAAUCGUGUGUGGUGACUAGCAUCUACCACCAUUUGUAUGAGGGGCGUAUUCGGCUGCCGUUUUUGGACGGUGGCGCUGUUCGUCUUGCUGGAUUGCCUGCUAUGGAACCGUCAGACAUGCCGUCGUUCAUGUAUGACGGGUCGUAUCCCUCUGGUUUGAAGCUGAUGUUGGAUCAGUUCGAGAACAUCGCGGAGGCGGAUUGCAUACUGGUCAAUAGCUUCUACGAGCUGGAAACAGAGGCGGAGGAGUGGAUGGCCGGGAUGGGGAAGGUUAGGACGAUCGGGCCGAGCAUACCUUCAGCGUACUUGGACAAGCGGAUGGCAGACGACAGAGUAUACGGUCUUAGCAUGUUGAAGCCGAGCAGGGACACUUGCAUAGAGUGGCUUGGGCGGCGUGCUCCGAGAUCCGUCGUUUACGUGUCAUUCGGUAGUAUGGCGGAGUUGGGAGCAGAGCAGAUGGGGGAAUUGGCGGAGGGGUUGAGACUAUCCGGCUAUUACUUCAUGUGGGUGGUUAGACCCACGGAGGAGUCCAAGCUUCCAGACGGUUUCUCUUCGGAGAAAGGGUUGGUGGUGGGGUGGUGCCCCCAGUUGGAGGUGUUGGCGGACGAGGCGGUGGGGUGCUUCGUCACGCACUGCGGGUGGAACUCGAUGCUCGAGGCAUUGAGCUUAGGAGUGCCGAUGGUGGGGAUGCCGCAGUGGAGCGAUCAAACCACCAACUCUAAGUUGAUGGCGGACGUGUGGGGGGUGGGGAUCCGGGCUCACCCCGACCAGAGAGGUGUAGUCGGGGGAGCCGAGAUAGUUCGUUGCGUGAAGCAUGUGAUGGAAGAUGGGGGAGGGGAAGAGAUGAGAAGAAGUGCAGAGAGAUGGAAGAGAUUAGCUACUGAGGCAGUUGAUGCAGGAGGCACAUCAGAUCAAAAUAUUGAGGAAUUUGUUGCUUCAAUUGUGGCUUCUGCAUAAUGAAACUGUAUUUAACUUUUUCUUUGUCUAAUAAGAUUGAAGAUCAAAAUAUAUUUCCUAGGAAGAAUAUCAUCGUUUUACUCAGAAAAAUGGC
Salvia hispanica is the source of this 1478-nucleotide messenger RNA. Its product is annotated as mogroside I-E synthase-like. The record is from RefSeq and is a predicted model, not a curated record. NCBI's taxonomy places the organism in Eukaryota, Viridiplantae, Streptophyta, Magnoliopsida, Lamiales, Lamiaceae. Gene Ontology annotation, molecular function: quercetin 7-O-glucosyltransferase activity; quercetin 3-O-glucosyltransferase activity.